Messenger RNA from Oreochromis aureus, 2343 nucleotides. Its product is annotated as delta-type opioid receptor-like. The transcript has a single exon. Lineage: Eukaryota; Metazoa; Chordata; Actinopteri; Cichliformes; Cichlidae. Gene Ontology annotation, cellular component: membrane. Gene Ontology annotation, biological process: G protein-coupled receptor signaling pathway. The record is from RefSeq and is a predicted model, not a curated record. Gene Ontology annotation, molecular function: G protein-coupled receptor activity. The coding region runs from base 885 to 1889 and encodes 334 amino acids.
UAAACACAGUUUAUAAGGGCACAGCAUUGGGGAACAAGUAAUCUAGUUAAUCUAAUAUAUCCCACCCACUAACAGAUGCUAUGAUGAAGCUAUAAUCAGCUGUCAUACUCUUAUCCCAGAUUGGUGUAUGGUUCACUUUAUGUGUAUUCAUCACUCGUCAUCAUUCCUUAGAAGGCUGACAAAUGUUUUCUUUUUUACUAAGGUUAAAGUUGACAGUCUCCCCUCAUUUUUUACACAUUAGGCCACUCUUUUUCUAAUAAUCGUCUCUCAAAUGGCAGACUUGUAAUGCUUGUGUAAAAGUGUAAUACAAAUAUAAUCAUCUAAAAGAGGAUGAGAAUUUCAUUUAUUCACAUCUGCUUUGACAUCCAUAUUUUAGCUAUAGCCAAUGAUUGAACAAAAAUAAAAAAAAAAAACCAAACAAACUGCAACAAUCAAUGUUGAUUUUCUGUGAAACUCACAUUGAAAUUACACUUAAAGUGUGUCAGAUAAAAAUGAUGUUCACACAUCCAGCAUUAACUUAAAAGAAGUGCCAUAACAAAAUGAUAAACCCACCGCCUAUGUUAAGGUGGAACUGACACUUUUCUAAAAGUAAACUUAAAACUAAAAAACCACAGGGUAAGAAAACAGAACUGGGUUUUGUUGUUGACUGUGUGAUAAGAUUCUUAAGUACUCAAUAUUAUCCCUUUCCUGUAAGCUGUCCCUCCUGUUAGGGAGGGAAUUAUGGAAAUUAUGACAAGUACAACAUGUUGUCACAUAUUCCUUAAAGGGUUGUGCAAGAAUUUUAGUAUCUGUUCAAUUUAACUAUAAGAGGAAAUGAAUCCUGCUUUUACGGCACUUAUUUUGCUCUUGAUGCCGAAAUCACUUCGAGCACAUCAAAUUGCAGCAUGAACCACUCAGUUGAGUUGUCUCCUUCAGAGGAGUUUGAUGGCAGCACAGCAGUGGCGUGUGUGAUCCUCGGUUUGUCCUUCCUGAUUGGAGCUCCUGGGAACCUGCUGGUGAUCUGGACCAUCCUGAGACAUGUCAAGCAGCGCUCCCAUACUGUGGUGAUCAUUCUGCACUUGGCUGUUGCGGACCUGCUGGUUUUCAUCACCCUGCCUCUAUGGAUCUACUCUCUGGCUCACACUUGGGUGUUUGGAGCGGUAUUGUGCAAGACCUUAGUGUACACUGUGACUGUGUGCAUGUUCAGCAGCAUCUUCUUGAUCACUGUUAUGAGCGUGGAGCGCUUUCUUGCCAUCUGUCAUCCAUUUCUGAUGAUGCGCUGGAAGACAAAAAGCAAUAUAAAAAUAUGUCUUGUACUUUUGUGGCUUCUUGCUUUCCUUCUAGGAGUGCCUGCCUUAACACAGAAUCUGGAAGAAACUGAUGGAAAUGUGCAAUGUUUCACCAGGGAAUUACACUCUGACACCAACACAAUUAUCGUCCUUUGCCUAGAAACCUUGUUGGGCUUUAUAGUUCCUUUCAUUGUUCUUAGUAUCUGCUACUGUCUAGUAGCUGCAGAGAUCAAGAAGAUGAGUUUCAAUUCAAAAGAGAAAUCCAUGGUUCUCAUCCAUGUUGUAGUGAUUGCUUUCACAGUGUGCUGGUUGCCUUACCACGUUAUCAACAUUGUUGAUCUGAUUUGUAUCUUAAGCUGGCCAGACACUGACGACAACUGUGUAUCAAAGCCUAUCAUCUUCAUAGCUGGUGCCCUGGUUUUCAUCAGUAGUUCAGUAAAUCCUGUGUUAUAUACCUUAUUUGCAAAGAACCUACAAGGGAGUCUGGAAGAGUCCCGACUAGUGAGGCUAUUUAAGGAAAUAGCCACUAACACAAACAAAGUGAGGGAGCUGGCAGUGCAACAGCAGACAGACCAGAGGGCAGCAAGUACAAAAGAAGAGCUGCUAUCUGACUGUGUGUGAAAGACUGUGAUGAUGGUAAAAUGUGACACUUGUCAUUUACUAUUAAUUAUGAAGGAUUAAAUGAAAAUGUACUCAUAUUAUUGCCAUGUGUUGUACUCCUCCAUUGUUUUUUAUGUAUAUAUAUUUUUUUAAUUCACGUAAUGCAGUCAAAAUACAUAACUUUGAACUUGUGUUUUGAGAAAUGUCUGUGAUAAUUUUUUUUUUUUUGAACAUUUGAUAUUGUCCACUAUUGUGUAAGGUGUUCUGUUUGUUAUCCUACCUGAAAAAAUAAAAACAGUGCUACUGAUAACUGCUCCAAAUGUCAUUUUGACUGCUGUGACUACUGUAUCGUUCUAUCAAACUUAAAUGUAAUGCACAAUUUCUUCACUAUUUCUGCCAAAUACUGAAACAAAACCAUUAAUUCCGGUCAACCAUACGUAUAGUCUUUUGAAAAAGUCUAAUGUCUGAACAUGUU